AUGCUGCGUGCAACUUGUUUUACUCCUUCCCUUUCUCGGGCUUGUUGCCCUUUAUUUGUACUGAUUCUCAGAAUCCCAUCUGCUCUUCGUCCGUGUCCUCGCCUUUCUCCAUUUCGUGGCUACCAUACUUCCUUACCUGUCAAAGGUACCCGAGAUAGGCGAUUUAGUCUUGUUGAGCGUAGCAGGCAUCUAUGUAACAUGCCACUCGCUGCUGCUAAACAAUCAGCUCCUUCGCCUUCUGAAAACAUAUCGAGGAGAGCAAAGAAGAAAGCUAUUCAACAGUCUCCUGAAGCAGUGCUGAAACAAAAGCUAGAUAUGUGUUCCAGAAAUGGAGAUGUCGGGGAAGCCCUUCGCUUGUAUGAUGAGGCGAAACGAAAUGGUGUGCAGCUCAGCCAGUACCAUUAUAAUGUGUUGCUCUAUGUAUGCUCGUUGGUUGAGGCAGGAACAGAGGCUUCUCCGAAUCCUGGACUUAGUAGGGGUUUUGAUAUAUUUAAGCAGAUGAUUGUUGACAAAGUAGUUCCUAAUGAGGCUACAUUCACAAACGGCGCUAGACUCGCAGUUGCAAAGGACGACCCGGAAAUGGCUUUCGAUAUGGUGAAACAGAUGAAAGCCUUUGGUAUUCAACCAAGGCUGAGAUCCUAUGGACCAGCCCUUUUUGGUUUCUGUAGGAAAGGUGAUGCAGACAAAGCGUAUGAAGUCGAUACGCAUAUGGUUGAAUCAGAGGUGGUCCCUGAAGAGCCUGAGCUUGCUGCUCUCUUGAAAGUUAGUAUGGAUACAAAGAACGCAGACAAGGUCUAUGAGACAUUGCAGCGAUUGAGAGAUUUGGUGAGACAGGUUUCUAAAUCGACUUUUGAUACGAUCGAGGAGUGGUUUCAAUCUGAAGCAGCUGCAAAAGCUGGAGUUAAGAAAUGGGAUGUGAAGAAAAUAAGGGACUCGGUUGUGAGUGGUGGUGGUGGUUGGCAUGGACAGGGUUGGCUUGGGACUGGCAAAUGGAAUGUGACAAAAACAGAGAUGGAUGAGAAUGGUGUCUGUAAAUGUUGCAAAGAAAAGCUUGUUUGUAUCGAUAUCAAUCCAAUGGAGACAGAAAACUUUGCUGCAUCGCUGACCCGAUUGGCCUGUGAAAGAGAAGUCAAAGCUAGUUUUAAUCAGUUUCAGGAAUGGCUGGAAAGACAUGGACCGUUUGAUGCAGUCAUAGACGGAGCCAACAUAGGCUUAGCCAAACAGCGCAAUUUCAGCUUCUUUCAGCUUAACAAUGUGGUCCAAAGAUGUCAACAAAUUAGUCCAUCGAAAAGGUUACCACUUGUGAUUCUACACAGGAGUCGUGUAAACGGAGGUCCAGCUACUUACCCUAAAAACAAAGCCUUGCUAGAGAAAUGGAAAAACGCCGGUGCUCUCUAUGCUACUCCUCCUGGCUCAAACGAUGAUUGGUAUUGGCUUUACGCCGCUGUAAGUUGCAAGUGCUUAUUGGUGACAAACGACGAAAUGAGAGACCAUCUCUUUCAAUUACUAGGAAACAGCUUUUUCCCAAGGUGGAAAGAGAAGCAUCAGGUUCGGAUAUCUGUGACUAGAGAAGAUGGACUCACACUUCACAUGCCACCUCCAUACUCCAUUGUUAUACAGGAGUCUGAAGAUGGAACAUGGCAUGUUCCAAUGAGUGUUGAAGAUGAUCUCCAAACAUCAAGACAAUGGUUAUGCGCAAAAAGGUCCAAAAAACCACAUUGA
Arabis nemorensis is the source of this 1722-nucleotide messenger RNA. The record is from the annotation of a GenBank genome assembly. Lineage: Eukaryota; Viridiplantae; Streptophyta; Magnoliopsida; Brassicales; Brassicaceae.